AUGGCUACUGAAAACCUUGGGGACUCCUCGCAAUUAAAGCUGAAAAGUCACAGAUGUCUCUACUGCAAGGCAGUAGGUAGCAAACUGUGUCUAGAUUGUGAAGCCUAUCUUUGCCGUGAUCACCUAGAGGCCCAUAAUUCGGUAGGACAGCACACCCUAACUGAAUUGAUCACUGACAUGCAGACAAGAAAGUGUGCUACUCACCAAAAACUCCUAAAAUAUAACUGCUGUGUGGAUAACGUUUAUGUCUGUGAGUUCUGUGUUGUAGUUGGUGAUCACGUAGGACACAAUGUGGAAGUAAUAAGUGACAAGUCUGUGGCUGUGAAGUCAUCACUAAAAGAACUUGUGGACAAUCUGAUCGCGCAGUGCAAAGAAUUUGAAAACCAUAUUCGUGAAGCAGCGGCCACAAAGGAUGACAUCCAUAAAAGAGCUGAUGAUCUACAAAGACAAGUCACUAUGAUGAUUACAGAUCUUAAACAAGAGCUGGAAGGUGAGGGGGAGAAGAUUUUAAGUGAAAUUAGAAAUCAAGUACAGGAGGAAGACCUUAAAAUCCAUAGAUUUUUGUCAAAAAAGAAAGAAGAAAAAUUAAAGCUGAUUGCCCAAGUGGAUGAGAUCAGAGAUUUUUUAAAUACUACCGACCCGAUGACCAUUUUGGAGAAAGGAACUCCGUCAAUUAACAAGACCAAAAUGUUAAUAGACGAGGUUCAAGGUAGACUGGAAGAUACAGGAUUGAAUGUGUUAUUGGUAACAGUGCAUUUAGAGUCUGGGCUAAUCAAGGUAAUAAAACGUAUUCCACAACUUCAAAAAAACCAUGGUUUUGCAGUGCAGAACUUAAUCCAUAUAAUGCUGAGGAACGCAAAUGAUCCGACUGAAGGCCAAGCCUCUGAACUUGGAAGCCUGAUGGACUCCUCACUGAAUUCUAAGGAAAAACAUUGUACGUCUCUGACCUAUAGCUCCACAGCCAUUUCAUCAGGACAACAUUAUUGGGAAGUAGAAACCAGUGACUUGCCAAGUUGGAGUGUUGGAGUGUCUUACUCCCAAAACAAAGAUUGCAAUUUGGGAGAUAAUGACGAUUCAUGGUGCAUGAGUUACUAUAAAAUGGGUCAAUAUGCAGUGGUUAACAAUGGUGUAAAAACAUCAGUGAGUACCAGCUCUCCUAUUGAAGCUUUAGGAAUAUAUUUGGAUUACGAAGCAGGAAACUUGUGUUUUUUUCAGCUGGCGAACCCUAUCAAACACCUACAUACAGAGUUUGCUACCUUUACUUCUCCUGUUUAUGCUGCCUUUUCCAUAAGUAAAAAAGGCUGGAUAAAUUUGAGAUAA
This is a messenger RNA of Pelobates fuscus (common spadefoot toad), 1320 nucleotides long. Its product is annotated as nuclear factor 7, brain-like. Gene Ontology annotation, molecular function: zinc ion binding; protein binding. The record is from RefSeq and is a predicted model, not a curated record. NCBI's taxonomy places the organism in Eukaryota, Metazoa, Chordata, Amphibia, Anura, Pelobatidae. The coding region runs from base 1 to 1320 and encodes 439 amino acids. The transcript has a single exon.